Molecule: messenger RNA, 3297 nt
Organism: Akanthomyces muscarius
Lineage: Eukaryota; Fungi; Ascomycota; Sordariomycetes; Hypocreales; Cordycipitaceae
Exons: 4
Coding region: 1-3297 (1098 amino acids)
Biological process (GO): cytoskeleton organization
Cellular component (GO): cytosol
Source: RefSeq, a predicted model, not a curated record
AUGAGUUCGCCAGGCGCUGCCCAGGACGACGGCCCGACCGAGGACCUAGCUUCUGCCGCGCCAGCUCCGAUUACCUCUGUGAUCGAGGUGCCUGCAGAAGACGAGCCGAGCAAGCCCGACAUGGAGAUUGACGUCCAGGAUAUGGGCCAGAGGACGGACCCAACGCUGGGCACAGAGACGACCGAGAAGCCCCCGGUCGCGCCGCCGCCUGCCGCCCCCCGUCCGAUCUUACAACGCAACGCCAUGCAGCGAGUCAACCUCGACCCAUCGAAUCAGGGAGGCAGCUCUGCGACUCCAAUAUCACAGGCGCCGGCGCCACCCCUUCCCACAGACUCGCUCUCCCUGGCUCAGCUCCGCAAGAUAGUCAACGAGGUGAACCGGCCUGAGCAGGCGGCCUACGACUUUGUCUAUACCGACAUGGGCCCGCACGCCGAAGAGAUUGACGAAUGGUUCCAGUACCAGUUCUGGCAGUGGGUGCGCCUCAGCUCCGCGCAAAAGGCGUUUGAGUGGCACUGGAACCAGGAGACGACCGAUGGCGGUAGCAACGGCCACGAGGUGGCCUGGGAGGAUGCGGACCACGACACCCGAACGAGGUUCGUGCAGGCGGCGAUUGCGGGCGUGCAGUCGAAUGACGCGGCGCUGCGCUCGGCGUCGAUUGGAAAACUGGUGUAUCUGGUGCUGGGCCGCUGGGGAGACACGGCUAUGCCCAACACGGCGGCGCCCGAAGACGAAGAGGGAAAAGACGGUGAUGGCGCCACACGGAGCAAGGGACCCGGCAAGUCAAUUGCAAGUAACAUGCAGCUGCAGGCGAUCAAGGCCGGUGUCGAAUGCCUUGCAUCCCUGGAGGGCUUGCCGGUCGUGUGGGAAGCAUUGAGACAUGCAUUUGAGCUGCAGUGGUCUGGAGAUGCACCGCUCCCCCAAACCGGCGGCCAGGGCAAUCCCCAGGAGCCGCAGGAUGAGCUGAUGCAUCUGAUGACCAUUAUGUACAUUGCACUGCAAGAGGUUCUUAGCGACCCCGAAGACAUGUCCGCCUCGUACGGGAAGCUUCUGCAGUUGCAGCCGCCCCUCACUGAAUUCAUGAUGACGGCAACGGUAAAAUUGAGAUGGGACGAGCAAAACAUUCUCCCGCAAACGCAAAUACUACUGCUCUUCUGGAAGUCUAUCCUGCUCGUGUUUGGCGGCACCAAGGACCUGCAAAGAGUUAAAAAAGCCACCAGCGAGCUAAGCGAGAACCAAGAGAAACAGACGAUUACUGCCUCGCCGCUAGACUAUCACGUCUUUCGCCAAGAAAUUACCUCCAAAUAUCCGGCGUAUGUCCCUCCGCGACCUGCAAUCCCGCUCGAAGACGAAAACACUUCCCUUCUUCCCCCGCUUCCUCAACAUACCAGCAGAAACAACGGCUCCAAUGGCAUCCUUCCUGCGCCGUCCAACUCACAAAAUGGCGGCGCCAGUAUCUUACACCAACCAGUACACAUUGCUACCCCAGCGCCAUCCCCGCCGCCAUCGCCGGGUGUCGGAGGUAAGGGCGGCAAGAAGCAGAACUACCAGACGAACCAAAACUUCCCAUUCAUGUACCCGCCGCUUGACGCCACAAGUAAUAGCGCUGGCGGCAAGGGACUCGCGGCGCUCGAUAACACAAUCAACCGUCGGUGGGAAGGCAGCGAUAUUCCCGCGUCUAUCCUGGAGGCGGGCGAGCUGUUCUCUACGAGAGUGCGAAUGACGAGGGCCACCAGGCAGCUGUGGGACGAAAGAGAGGGAUUCCUCAAGUUCGAGCGAGGGUGGGAGCCCGAUAAAGAUGAAGACGAUGAUAUUGAAGAGCUGGACCUCAGCGAGCUCACUGAAGAAGAAAGAGAGCUGAUUAAAGAGGUCAAGGGUGCGGAUAAGGAGAUGCGCAAACCAGCUGCGCCGGCAGAGGCUGUUGAUUACGGUCCUCGGAAGGAGGAGAUGAGCGGCCGAGAUAAAAAGCGUCUAGAGGCGGUAGAGAGCUUCUACCACCAAGCUUUGCCUCAUCUACAAUCUCUGGUUAUUGUUUUGCUGCGACCAGUCUUUGCCAAUGUUGCGGCCAUCGUACAGCAGCAGGGGCCACAAGGCCCGCAUAUGAACCAAGGCAUGCCAGGUCGCAACGGACCAGGCAUGAACGGUGGGCCUAACGCUGAUAACGGAAAGCCAGACGCGGAGGCCCCGGAGCUGUCACCUGAGGAGGUGGAUGCGGCUAGAACCAGAGAGGUUACAACCAAGGCCAUGUCGGGGAUCCUGGUUCUACUGCUAAAGUGGCUGAGACUCUCGCAUGUUUUGCGAUUUGAGUACUUUACUCAGCUGUUGUUGGACUCCAACUAUGUACCACUGGUGCUCAAGCUAUUCGCCCACCAGGAUGUACAACAGGUUAUAGACAGCAAAAUGGAUCGCCUAGAGAACAGUUUCUUCCAAUUUUGCAAUCUACGGUCUCGGUUUAAAGAUAGGACAGAUAGCGAUCUGGAUCAUGAAGAAGAGGGCGAAGAAGGCGAAGAGCAGCACAACGAUGCACGCGAGCCAGAAAUUGAGGCGGAAGAAAGCGACGAUAGUGCAGCCCCGCCGCCGAUCAAGAGACGACGGUCCCCGCCAGCAGAGGCGGCACAGAGCGAACAGACGGCCGAGCCGGCGAGCCUGUCGGCCGAUGAAGACGGCGGCAACAGGGGCAUGCGGCCCGAGUUUGACGAGCUCGGCUGCGCAGUCAACGGCCUGCCCAUGGAGCCGAUUACCGACUUUUCGUGGCGCAACUUUUUCUCGCUUAUCAACUACCUGCGGGUGAUGCAAAAGAUUUGCAAGGGCAAGGCGCACCGCAACCUGCUCCUCGUGCAGUACAAGUCGUCGACGAUUCUCCGCAAGUCGCUGCGGAUCCCGCAGCCGGAGCUGCACCUGUACACGCUCAAGCUGUUCAAGAACCAGGUGCCGUACUGCGGCCGCAAGUGGCGCCAGAGCAACAUGCGCGUCAUCACGGCCGUGUACCUGCACUGCCGGCCGGAGCUGCGCGACGAGUGGCUCGCGGGCAGCGACAUUGACGCCGAGGUCGACUCGGCGCUGCCGCUCGAGCAGGCGCUGCGCGGCCUGACGCACUGGUUCAACGUCCGCCGGUACCCGGACAAGACGCUCGGCGACGUGCUGCCGACCACGGCGGCCGAGUACAGGGAGAGCCAGCAGAAGCAGCACAGUGGGAAAAUGACUCAGCAAGACUUUUUCGCCCGGGAGCUGGAGAAGCUGGAGCUGGACUGGACGGAGAUGAAUGGCGAUGAUGGGAUGAGCGAGAUGGAGAAUUGGUAG